AUGGUGUACCGCCGCCUGGGGAAUUCCGGCCUGCACGUAUCGGCUCUGGGUCUCGGCGGCUGGCUGACCUUUGGCGGCCAGGUCGGAAACGACACAACCCUGGCGUGCCUGAAACAAGCAUACGACUGCGGCAUCAACUUCUUUGACACUGCUGAAAACUACACUGGCGGCCAAUCCGAGGUUGCCAUGGGACUGGCCAUCAAGAAGCUCGGCUGGAACCGAAACGACAUUGUCAUUAGCACCAAGAUAAACUGGGGCGGCGCCAACGGCGAGGUGCUCGUCAACAACCACGGGCUGAGCCGCAAGCACAUUAUCGAGGGCCUCCGGGCGUCGCUGAAGCGGCUCGACCUCGAGUACGUCGACAUCGUCUACGCGCACCGGCCGGACCGGCUGACGCCAAUGGAGGAAGUGGUGCGUGCCUUCAACCACGUCGUCGAGAUCAAGGGCUGGGCCAUGUACUGGGGCACGAGCGAGUGGAGCGCCGACGAGAUCGUCGAGGCGUGCGGCAUCGCCAAGCAGCUGGGCCUGAUCGCCCCCGUGGUCGAGCAGCCCUUCUACAACCUCCUACACAGAAAGAAGGUCGAGGGCGAGUUCCAGCGUCUCUACAGCCGCUUCGGUCUCGGCUUGACCACCUUCAGCCCGCUCAAGUUCGGCUUCUUGAGCGGCAAGUACAACGACUCGCCCGACGCCCCGCCCCCCGGCAGCCGCUUCGCCAAGGGCGACGACAAGUUUGUCAGCUACAUGCGCGACAACUACGGGAACAAGGGAUGGCAGGAGGAUAUUGAGAAGGUUCGGAAGAUCAAGGUCAUCGCCGACAAGGUUGGUAUCCCACAGUCAGAGCUGGCUCUGGCGUGGUGCCUCAAGAACCCGAAUGUGUCGUCCGUCAUCACUGGCGCGUCUCGGCCCGAGCAGAUCGUCGAGAACGUCAAGGCCCUCAAGUCGCUCGACAAGCUGACGCCUGAGAUCAUGGUCGAGAUUGAUGAAGUUGUGGGAGCCGUCGAGUUGGAUCCUGCCAGACAGGACUGA
Messenger RNA from Lasiosphaeria miniovina, 1026 nucleotides. Its product is annotated as NADP-dependent oxidoreductase domain-containing protein. The coding region runs from base 1 to 1026 and encodes 341 amino acids. The record is from RefSeq and is a predicted model, not a curated record. Lineage: Eukaryota; Fungi; Ascomycota; Sordariomycetes; Sordariales; Lasiosphaeriaceae. The transcript is spliced from 4 exons.